CACUGCCACGUCCGAAGGAGCCCGAAGAAGCAGCAGCAGUGACGGCUCUGAGCUGUGGGAUGGACCGGUGCCUGGCGGUGGUGGGGGGAUGAGAGCUGGGAGUGACCGAGGAGGAGAAACAGAGGAGAGGGAGGAAAGGAAGGAGGAAACACGUAGAGCCACAACACGAGAGCACAGCAGCGGCGCAAACAGCCUGUGCGCAUCUCCAGCCUCUCAGCCUCCCGGAGGAAACGUCCCGUCUUCGGCUCCAUUGUUCCCACACGGAGGCUUGUUCGGGAGCAUUGGGUCACCCAUGCUGAGCGCGGGGGGAAUGGAGGAAUUCGUGACCGAAGAGGAAGAGCCGUGGUACGACCAGCAGGACCUGGAACAGGACCUCCACUUGGCGGCAGAGCUGGGGAAAACUCUGCUGGAGAGGAACAAGGAGCUGGAGGACUCGCUGCAGCAGAUGUACAUCACUAAUGAAGAGCAAGUGCACGAGAUAGAGUACCUGUCCAAGCAGCUGGAGGUUCUGCGGGACAUGAACGAGCAGCACGCCAAGGUGUACGAGCAGCUGGACGGGACGGCCAGAGAACUGGAACACACCAAUCACACUCUGGUGAUGGACAGCAAGGCCUCGCAACAGAAGAUAGAGAGAUUGACAGGGACCAUUGAGACUUUGCAGAACCAGGUGGAGUCUCUUUCAGGGCGGGUGGAGCAGCUUCGCUCCUUGGAGCAGCUCCGAGUCAAGAGGGAGAAGCGGGAACGACGCAAGACGAUCCACUCGUUCCCUUGCCUGAGGGAGCUUUGUACAGCACCAAGGUACGAGGAUGAGUUCGUAGUGGGCAGGGCUGAGAGCUUUACUGUGGAGGCAAAGCGUCAGCCAUUUGAAGAAGAGAACCAGCACCUGCGGGAGGCGGUGUCGGCCCUGAGAGCUGCUGUCCGGACAGAGAGGGGGCGUAGAGAGGGCGUGGAGAGGGAGUGCAACCUCCUACUCGGCGAGUAUUCCCGGCUGCAGACACGAGUGCAGGAUGCCGAGGGACACCAGGCAAGGGUGCGUGAGUUGGAGGUGGAGCUGCAGGAGCUGCAGCAGCUACGCCGCGCUCGGACAUUCCUGCUAAGCAGCGAGGAUGACGGCGUGACUCUCACCCAGACUGUCCUCAACAGCACCCCGGAGACCGACACCUUUCUGGAAGUGGAGGUCUUGGAGACGGGAGGAGGGGUGAGGGAGGAAAGUGAAGGCGGAGGGGGUGUCAGAGGUGAGGCCUUACCUGAGUCCAGCCCCGUGAGGAAAAGCUGCAGCGACACGGCACUCAACGCCAUCGUGGCCCGGGACGCGUCUGGCCGGCGGAGAGGCAGCUAUGCUCUCCACGCCAACAGUGUGAGAAAAAGGGGGAUGUCCAUCCUCAGGGAAGUGGACGAGCAGUACCACGCCUUACUUGAGAAAUACGAGGAGCUGCUCGGGAAGUGUAGGCGCCAGGAGGAGAGCCUGUGUCACGCCGAGGUUCAGACUUCCCGACCAGUCUCCCGGGACCCAUCCAUGAAGGACUGUGCCAUGGGCCCCAUCCCAGUGCCGCCCCCUACCCCGACGCAGUCGCCCUCCACCCCUGAAGCGAUUGAGAGCAUCAGCAAGCAGGUGGAGGCAGUGGAUAAACGGCUGAGCCAGAACACGCCAGAAUACAAGGCCCUUUUUAAGGAGAUCUUCUCUCGUAUCCAGAAGACCAAGAUGGACAUCAAAGCUACCAAAGCUGCUAAGGCUAGCAAGUCUGGCAAAUCUGGCAAAUCUAGCAAACACUAAUGAUACAGUGACAGGCUAUAAAGAGGCUGGUGAGGUUAGUGCUGGUGCCAGGGCUGAACGAGGGUUUACUAUUAAGGCUAGUUCACAGGUUCUGUGUCCACACGUCUGCUGAGGUCAGCUAUAGUCCACGUUGAGUACAUGUUGUAAUCCACUAAUGUCGGCCCCCUAUGCUGAUGUCUGCGUUGCUGCCUAAACGUUUAUGACUGCAAGGAUCACAUGGGUCUACCGUGCAUGUCCCAGGUAGUACAAUAUAUUGGAAUGUGGGAUCAGGAACGGAUCUUAUUCUUCGCAUUCUUAUUUAAUCUUAUUUUAGUAUGAGUGUAACCGGCAACAUGUGCUUGAUCCGAAUGAGUGUGCAACUUAUUGCGGACAUGAAAAGUAUGGAGAGACGUUAAAGCCUCUUAUUAAAGGGGGGGGGUUCUGAAAAAUAUGUUAAAUCAAAGUACAGUUCAGUUUAUUUGAAGUCAAAUUUAACUGCACAGCUGGGAUACAGAAUUGAAGCCCGAUGUGGAUGUGAUACAUUUUAAACCGCAGAUUCCAGUCAUAUACAGUAUAUAAAACAUGGCUACAGUAUACUUCCUUCAUAUUCUUUCAAUAAUCUAUACUAUCUGGCUUCACUAUAGGCACAGUCGUUGGCAAUAUGUUUGCCAUAGAACCUCAUAAGAACACUAAACAUUGAAGCUUAACUAAAAAAUUGCAUCAGGAACAUGAGUGGAAAUUUAAAAUGAAUGUGAACUGGUAUCUGGUGUGUUUAUUUUAAGGUACAACAGAAUUAGUAAAAACGAUAAAGAGUGGUGCUCUCCAGCUACGGUGCUGUCUGUCUCAAGAAUGAACUUGGAGGUGCUAAUAAUUAUCUGACAACUUAUGGCGUCUUUGUCCAUGAUACAGUUCCUGCACUACUCGGCUCUACUCUACACAGUUUGUUAUCAUGCAUUAAAAAUAAUUGUUCAGUACUUCCUGCAUGACCGGAGACAGUCACUGAACUGAAAUGCGGCUGAACGGGUUGUGAUUCAGCUCUGCUUUUUUCAGUGCUGUGGCUAAAUACACCAGACUCUGUAUUAAAUAUUGAGAUUUUAGAAAUUUCCCUGUUAAAUGUUGUAGAUUAACUCAUGUUUUCAGUGUCGGCUCAGCUCGCUUGCAACCUCAUCAGAUCAGGUUACUAUAAAAAGCACCAGUUACCAGGUGCUAUCCUUAAUGGAAAAGCAACAAAAUCAAAACGAGUAGAGUCGAGCCGAGCCAUGCUAGAACUGUGCAAUGGAAAAGCGUAACGAUUAAAAUUAGGAGGAAAGAGGUUUUGUUUUUUAUGUCUUUGUAGAAGACCAUGUCCUGUCCAGUAGCCGGUAGAGUACUACACGUUUAACAUGACCUAGUUAACACACAAUAAGCUAUUAAAUAAAAACCAACCGUUCACAGGGGAGCAUUGCUAUUUAUUGUUAGGAAGAAAUAAGUAGUUUUAGACUGUAAAACCAAGUAUGAUUGAUGCUUCCGUUAAAGGACAAUUUAUGGAGACUGUUGUUUUCACUAUUUUUGGACACUCAACAUACAAUAUAAUCUUGAACAUUGUUUGUUGGGGCAAAUAUUGAAGACUGAUCUUGCAGCACUGUGUUGGGGCUGUUUGACAGAAAUGCUGCAUAGUAGAUAAUAUAAGACCUCAAAACAGGGCUUCGUUUAACACCUUUACCAAACUAACAACGAACUAACAUGCAGAUAUAUUGCACCUUUUUCACAGUAUACAAUACCUAUGCCUUUUUCUGGGUAACCUCUUACAGUAUGUAUGAACCUUUGUUAUAAUGAAUGUUAUUACAGCCAAUAUUUUUUAUCUUGUUUUUCACAUCAAAGCUUGAAACCUUUUACUUACAAGAGCAGGUGUUUUGAUUAAAGAAUUGAGGAGGAUGGAUGGUUUUCUGAAUCCUGAUGUAGUCGAGGUGUAUUUACAGUUUGCAGUGAUGUAAUUCCUGUGGAUACCUGGUGUGUAAAGUACAUUUUAGAAGAAAUGAUUGUGUUAUAGAUUAGACAAACUGGUUGUCAAACCAGAGCCUGUAACCAUUUUUUUACAAUGACUCAUAGGGUUUCUGUACUGUAAUGUCUUAUGUGUUUUAACGCCUCAUCUCUUGCAUAUUAGGAUAGCUACACAUUUGUGCUUGUGUAUUUAUUUGUGUGAAUGUUACCUUAUUAUAUUUUUCUUACAUUUUGAGUGCCUAUAUGUGAAUGUCACUAACACGCUGUCAAAGUAAAUAAAUACACUUAAUUUGCCUAAUUUCCCUGUGCAUUAUAAUGUCCUUGACGUUCUUCUCUGGGCUUUUGAGUUCAUGUAUUAUUGUAAUUGAACUCAGUUUACCAUGUUAAUAAAGCAAUGAUAGAAUGCA
Molecule: messenger RNA, 4140 nt
Organism: Solea senegalensis (Senegalese sole)
Lineage: Eukaryota; Metazoa; Chordata; Actinopteri; Pleuronectiformes; Soleidae
Gene: cdr2l
Product: cerebellar degeneration-related protein 2-like
Exons: 6
Coding region: 89-1774 (561 amino acids)
Source: RefSeq, a predicted model, not a curated record